GUGUGCGGGUUCCUUAGAGAGGUCUCUUCGGGCUAAGAAGUCGGGGUUGGCCAUUGCAGACACAAGUGACACACAGCAUGCAGCACAUGGUACGCAGUGCAUGCUAAGGUGGUGGGAACGAAGGUGCAGGAAUUGUGAUAACUUGAAACACAAGCACCUCAGGACUCCCCCUUUAGGGCCCACCCAGGCAUCCUCAUUUUUAUUGUUUUGUUUUGUUGGUUUUGUUUUGUUUUGUUUUGUUUUUUGAGACAGGGUUUCUCUGUGUAGCCCUGGCAAGCCUGGAACUCACUCUGUAGACCAGGCUGUCCGAAAACUCACAGAGAUCUGCCCGCCUCUGUGCUGGAAUUAAAGGUGUGCGCCACCAUUGCUCCGUUUCAAGCAUCUUUUCCCUAAUUUGGGUGUAACGUGUGUACGAUGCCGAUGCGUAGACAUCGGUCAUUGUCUUUUCACCCCCAGGUUGCUUACAGCCCACCAGCAACAGUAGCUUCAAGGAGCCAGGAAACUCAGAACUUAAGGUGAAAGGGUCAAAGGAUCAUGGGCAAGGUCCCUUCAAAGGGGCAUCAGGGGUGGAGUCUGUCUGGGAGAGGCAGUGAUAUGAUAUGGAACCCACUCGGGAAGAGCGGUCCCGUCACAGGGCUCCCUCACAAAGUUUUUGGGCCCAAAAUGUUUUUCCUUCCUAGGACCCAGGCAAGAUGGAAAAGAGGAGUCAAGAAGAACCAAACAUUCAGAGUUCCUGUGGACAGACACUUGGAAGCACAGUGGAGGGAAAGCUGGGCCAGGAAGCUGGCCUGGCUUCCCUGAAGUUGUCAGCUCUCCAAGACGCCUCCAAGGAGCUAGGCUCUGGCCUGAGCCAGGAGAGAGCACAACCUCAGACACCGCUCACUCCUCAGGAUCACCCAGAGAAGACAACACAGGGUCAAUGUGGGCAGUCACCUCAGGGUUAUAAAGGAGAGUCAGUUCAGGGACAAGACAAAGGGGUUCCUCAGAGUCAAUGUGAAAGGAAGCAAGCUCAACAGGGCCAGGAAUUAAAAAUCCCUCGGUUUGGGGAAGGCACUAAUUCAGUAGUAUGGGGGGAAGUUCAGGGAGAAUCCACAGUAUGGCGCCAGGAAGAGGGCAACCUUCAGGGCCGUUCCAGCGACUUCUGCAAACUCCCAGAAAAGCAGAUCCCUCAGCCCGUGGAAAAGAGGAUAGCAGGUCCCCAGGGUAGUAGCACCCAGCUGACAGAGGCAGCAGCCACCCAGGAAGGGGAGUGGGCUCCUCUCCCUGCGGUACCUUCCAACCCGCCACAGCUCCAAAGCCCAGAAGGCAGGAUACUUGCCACCGAGGCUGAGGAGCGCCAGUCAAGGCUUCCCAGUGCUCACAGGGAGCAGAGAGGCCUUAGGAACCCCAAACCCUCCAAGGUCGCGUGGUCCGCACCCCGGAGCAGAGAGGAGGUGCUGGCCAGCCCAGGGCAGGAGGUUCUGCAGCGACUGCUGGAGCUGAACGGCGCGGCCAGGCUGCGGCGGCGCAGGGACCGCGAGCAGCAGCGGCUCCGGGUGCGUCCCAGGGCCCGGCCUGCCAGAAGUGGUGGUGGAGGGGGCGGGAGGGUUGCCCAGGCGGGACCCGGCUGAGUUCUGCCUCCCCAGGUCUUGGAACGACUCCGCAUCUUUGCCAACCACCA
Rattus norvegicus (Norway rat) is the source of this 1660-nucleotide messenger RNA. The record is from RefSeq and is a predicted model, not a curated record. Lineage: Eukaryota; Metazoa; Chordata; Mammalia; Rodentia; Muridae.